UGUAGUGAACAGUACCAAACGCUGUGUGAUUGCUAUUCUCUCUUUGCAUGAUCAAGUUAUUGGGCCAGCUAAUCAGGAGGAAAAGGAUGCAGCAAAAGCAUGGGUAGAGCACCAGGUUUGUGCGGAGUGGAGAAAUGGAUAUUUAGCAGUUGAUGGCACCAAUUUUUGCCUCUUCCAAAAGCCAAGCCACUAUGGGGAGACAUUCUUUGACAAUAAAUCAAACUACUCUCUGAAUUCUCAGAUUACCAUCCUCCCUCAUAAUCUCAAGAUUGUGGACUAUGGAUUAGGGCACACGGGCAGCACUCAUGACUCUUCUGCCUUCCAAGAUACUCUGAUGUAGCAUGACCAUGAA
Serpula lacrymans var. lacrymans S7.9 is the source of this 352-nucleotide messenger RNA. RefSeq lists its product as uncharacterized. The annotation marks the transcript as partial. The transcript is spliced from 2 exons. NCBI's taxonomy places the organism in Eukaryota, Fungi, Basidiomycota, Agaricomycetes, Boletales, Serpulaceae. The record is from RefSeq and is a predicted model, not a curated record.